Molecule: messenger RNA, 564 nt
Organism: Argiope bruennichi
Lineage: Eukaryota; Metazoa; Arthropoda; Arachnida; Araneae; Araneidae
Exons: 2
Coding region: 1-564 (187 amino acids)
Molecular function (GO): nucleic acid binding
Source: RefSeq, a predicted model, not a curated record
AUGAUUCAAGAAGAGUCUUUCACCAAAGAAUCAGUUAGAGGUUUGAAGACCCUCAGUGUCUUUAGAGAUGAGGAGAAUAUUUCAAGGAUUAAAACAAAAUUAACUGAGAAGGACGACUUUCGAAAUUUUAGAUACCCCAUUCUUCUUCCUGGAAAACAUGGGUUAGUAGAGCUUCUUGUCAGAGAAGCUCAUAUGGAAAACUCUCAUGCUGGAGUACAGAUUCUAUUAUCAAAAUUGCGAGAAAAUUGCUGGAUUAUAAAUGGAAGAAGAACCGUUCGUAGAGAAAUUAACAAAUGCUUAAGAUGCAAGAGAUACAAUUCCAAGAACAUACAGACUCAACCUAUCGGUUUGCCUCAGUGCAGAGUAGAAGAAUCAGCUGCAUUCGAACGAGCAAUACACCUUGAACUGACACUGUCACUUGAUACUAGAUCCUUCCUCCUCUGCCUUCGGCGGUUCAUAGCCAGACGAGGCGGACCAAAGGAUAUUUACAGUGAUAAUGGCACCAACUUUGUAGGCGCUGAAAAUUUGCUACAAAAACUGGAUUGGGAUGUGAUCGAAAGAUAA